This is a messenger RNA of Oncorhynchus masou masou (cherry salmon), 5763 nucleotides long. Its product is annotated as host cell factor 1-like. Gene Ontology annotation, molecular function: protein binding; transcription coactivator activity. The transcript has 30 exons. The record is from RefSeq and is a predicted model, not a curated record. Gene Ontology annotation, cellular component: histone methyltransferase complex. Gene Ontology annotation, biological process: regulation of DNA-templated transcription; chromatin remodeling. The coding region runs from base 269 to 5713 and encodes 1814 amino acids. NCBI's taxonomy places the organism in Eukaryota, Metazoa, Chordata, Actinopteri, Salmoniformes, Salmonidae.
GCCAAGAUGGCGGCACCCAUUGAAUCGCACCGUUUUGCUUAUGUGGAACUAUUAACUGCAAAACACAACAACAAAAAAUGUAUUGUGUGAAUUUUGAAGAGAUGCACAAAGUUGACUGCGAGUAACACCAUUUUAUUUUACAUAAUUUUUUUUAUAAAUGGCUGUGCAUUGAUGGUGUUACGGAUUUAUGUUGUUUUGACCUGCCGGCUUUUUUUUCUACACAUUUUCUGCAAAGCGUCGAGCAAGAGGAACUUCAUCUCCCGGCACAAUGGCAUCUGGCUCAGUCCUGCAGCCACGGUGGAAGCGGGUUUUGGGUUGGUCCGGUCCUGUCCCCCGGCCCCGACAUGGGCACCGUGCGGUUGCAAUCAAAGAAUUGAUGGUCGUUUUCGGGGGGGGCAAUGAAGGAAUUGUGGAUGAGUUGCAUGUUUAUAACACAGCGACCAACCAGUGGUUCAUUCCUGCAGUCCGUGGUGAUAUCCCGCCUGGCUGUGCUGCGUAUGGGUUCGUGUGCGACGGCACCAGGCUGCUGGUGUUCGGAGGGAUGGUGGAGUAUGGCAAAUACAGCAACGAUCUGUAUGAACUGCAGGCCAGUCGCUGGGAGUGGAAGCGUCUGAAGCCCAAGUCUCCUAAGAACGGCCCUCCUCCCUGUCCCCGCCUGGGACACAGCUUCUCCCUGGUAGGGAACAAAUGCUUUCUGUUCGGAGGACUGGCUAACGACAGCGAGGACCCCAAGAACAACAUCCCCAGAUACCUGAAUGAUCUGUACACGUUGGAGCUGCGUGCCGGCUCCAGUGUGGUGGGCUGGGACAUCCCCAUCACCUACGGGGUGUUGCCCCCGCCCAGAGAGAGCCACACUGCCGUCGUCGACACAGAGAAGUCCCGUCUGGUCAUCUAUGGAGGCAUGAGUGGUUGUCGUCUGGGGGAUCUGUGGAUCUUAGACAUAGACACCCUCACAUGGAAUAAGCCCUCGAUCAACGGAACAGCUCCUCUCCCUCGCAGUCUCCACUCUGCCACAACUAUCACCAACAAGAUGUUCGUGUUUGGAGGCUGGGUUCCCCUGGUGAUGGAUGACGUCAAAGUAGCGACACACGAGAAGGAGUGGAAGUGCACCAACACACUGGCCUGUCUCAACCUAGACUCGAUGGUGUGGGAGUCAGUUCUACUGGACUCUCUAGAAGAAAAUAUCCCUCGGGCCCGAGCUGGUCACUGCUCCGUGGCCAUCAACUCACGUCUGUACGUCUGGAGCGGACGGGACGGCUACCGCAAGGCCUGGAACAACCAGGUGUGCUGUAAGGACCUCUGGUACCUGGAGACAGAGAAGCCCCGCCCCCCGUCACGGGUGCAGCUGGUGAGAGCCAACACCAGUAGCCUGGAGGUGAGCUGGGGGGCGGUACCUACUGCAGACACCUACCUGUUACAGCUGCAGAAGUACGAUAUCCCCCCCGCCCCGGCCGCCACCACGCCCAGCGUCAGCCCCGCGACGCCACUGCCGGUCAAUUCCUCCCCCAAAAGCCCUGUCUCAGCCUCGGCAGUGUCCGUCCCGGGCCACCCUCUCCAGGGCAUUACCCUGGUCCCCUCCAUGCCUGGGAGUCCAGUUCCUGCUCGCGGACCAGCUAUUCUUAAGGUGUCUGCUCCCCAUUCCACCACAGGCGCCUCCAUCGUCACGGUGAGACAGGCCAACCAGGGCGGGAAAUCCCCUGUCAUGGUUACAUCACUUCCUGCUGGGGUCCGAAUGGUGGUGCCGGCCCAGGUCGCACAGGGAACCCCAAUGGGCGGCAGCCCUCAGAUGAGUGGCAUGGCUGCGUUGGCUGCAGCAGCUGCGGCCACCCAGAAGAUCCCGCCCUCCACGGCCACCAUGCAGUUGCCAGCAGGUGCCACCAUAGUCAAGACAGUAGCCAUGAGCCCUGGCGCACAGACUGUCAAAGUAGCUUCGCCUGUUAUGAUUAGUAACCCAGCUACUCGCAUGCUGAAGACUGCUGCAGCUCAGGUGGGCACGUCAGGUGUCGCCACACCCGGAACGCCCAAUCGGCCAAUCAUCACUGUGCACAAGUCUGGCACGGUGACAGUUGCCCAGCAACACCAGGUGGUUACCACGGUAGUGGGUGGAGUCACCAAGACCAUCACUCUGGUUAAGAGUCCCCUCACUCUGGGGGGAGGUGGCACGCUGCUGACCGCGGCCAACCAGGGUCAAAACAAAGUGAUGUCUGGGAAGGACGUGCAGCAUUGGCUGUCUAACCUGUCCAACCUGGGGAAGGUGAUGUCCGUGGUCCAGACCAAGCCUGGUCAGACAGGAGCGGUGACGGGACAGGCUGGCUCCAGCCUCCAGCAUAUCCUACAGACGAAGGGUCCUCUUCCGGCGGGUACUAUCCUGAAGCUGGUGACGUCAGCCGACGGCACGCCCACCACCAUCAUCACCACUUCCAAGGCCGGGGCCACCGUAGGGGGCAAGCCCACCAUCUUGUCCUACAGCAGCAUGCCUACCUCCACCUCCAAGCCGGGCACCCACAUCAUCAAGACCAUACCCAUGUCCUCCAUCGGACAAACAGGAGUGACAGGAAGUGGUAUGAAGUCCCCCAUUACCAUUAUCACCACUAAGAUGAUGACUCCAGGCACCGGGACACCAGGCAAGAUCAUCAGCGCAAUGCCCAGAGCUGGGGCUGGUCAGCAGGGACUCACACAGGUGGUGCUGAAGGGUGCCCCUGGACAGCCCGGAACUAUUUUACGGACCGUCCCCAUGGGAGGUGUACGUCUCGUCUCCCCGGUAACGGUUUCCGGUGUCAAACCUAACGUCACCACCCUGGUCGUCAAGGGAACCACAGGUGUGACUACGUUGGGUACGGUGACUGGCACAGUGUCGACCAGCCUGGCAGGAGGAAGUGUUGCCACCGUUGCUCCUAUCACCACCUUGGGCACCAUGACGACCCUGCCUGGGCAGGUCACUGUCUCCGCAGCACAGGCAGGAGGCCAGGCCACCCAGGUGACCUUAAUCACUUCCCCUAGCGGUGUGGAGGCUCAGCCUGUCCAUGACCUUCCUGUCUCCAUCCUGUCGUCUCCCACCUCCGCCGACCCCUCCUCCACCCAGCCCGAGGCUGGUGACCCAGGCACCGUGACCCUGGUCUGCUCAAACCCCCCCUGCGAGACCCACGAGACCGGCACUACCAAUACAGCUACCACGGCCUCCGCUAACAUGACUGGUAAUGGUGGGGUGGAGAGGGUGUGUUCAAACCCGCCGUGCGAAACCCACGAGACCGGCACCACCAACACUCAAACGACAGCGUCCUCCAACAUGGGCCAGGUACAGCAGGUGUGCACCAACCCGCCGUCAGAGACCCACGAGACCGGCACCACCAACACUCAAACGACAGCGUCCUCCAACAUGGGCCAGGUACAGCAGGUGUGCACCAACCCGCCGUCAGAGACCCACGAUACAGGUACCACCAACACCCAGACCACCGCCAGCUGUAACAUGGGAUCCAACCAGCAACAACAGGGCUCCUGUGUAACCAACAACACCAGCGGGUCUGAUCCCCCGUCCUCUCCGCCCCCCCCCUCCUCCGGAGACCUUUCCCCGUCGUCUGUUUCUGGUACCAGCUCUGUGCCCGGGGUGCUGCGACCGGAGACUCUGAGAACAGGGACCACCUACACCUCGACCACCGCACGCUCUAACAUGGGCUCUGACCAGAUGGGCAUGACGCUCAGCUCCUCGUCCUCAGAUAACCAGAGCAAGUCAUCCAGCGGAGGAGGAGGAGGAGGACCCCCCCUUACAUCUCCUGUCUGCUCCAAUCCACCUUGUGAAACACACGAGACUGGCACUACCACUACGUCGACGCAGGCCAACUCCAGUAUGGGCAUCGGGCAGACUACAGGGACGGUCCAGAGGGUGUGUUCCAAUCCGCCGUGUGAGACACACGAAACGGGCACCACCAACACCCCGUCUCAGACAACGUCCAACCUGACCGGGACGGGCACGGUCCAGAGGGUGUGUUCCAAUCCGCCGUGUGAGACGCACGAAACGGGAACCACCAACACGGCGACUACAGCCCAGCCUGGUGACUCGACACAAGGAGACAACGGAACUCAAGAGGCUCCCUCGUCGUCCUCGGCAACCACCGAGUCCAGCGCAUCGACAACAUCUGGCAGAGCCGUCACCACGGUUACUCAGUCCACACCCACACCUGGGCCCUGUGUACCUGAGAUCUCAUCAAUGUCUGGGUCGUCCGAGGCGGUGGCAUCGAGGGCUGAUGAGGAAGAGGAGGCCAUGCAGACCGACUGUCUCCCAGAGGGCACAGUGAGGGUAGUGACCCUGGAAGAGGCUGCUGCAGCUGGGAUACAUGUCCAUGUGGAGGACAUGGAGGAACAGAACCAGGGGGAGCAGGAGGGCCUUCCUGCGGAGCUGAUGUCUGAAGGUGGCUCGGGGGGCCAGCAGACCCUGAUGGUGACGGGUUUAACCCCCGAGGAGCUGGCUGUUACCGCUGCAGCCGAGCAGGCAGCACAACACGCUGCUACUGAGGAGGCUAACGCCCAGGCCAAGGCCAUACAGGCUGUCCUGCAGGCCGCACAGCACGCUGUCAUGAAUGAAGGAGACGGUGGCCAUCACACCACCACCAUCCCCAUUGUGUUGACUCAGGCUGAGCUGGCAGCCCUUGUACAACAACAGCAGCAGCUGCAGGAGGCUCAGGCCCAAGCCCAGGCUCUUGCUCAGGCCCAGGCCCAGGCAGCACAACACAACCAGGCAGCAGCAGCAGCACAACACAACCAGCCCACCGAGGGCCUGGCCCCAGCAGACAGCCUGAACGACCCAGCGUCAGAGAGUAACGCCGAUGAGCUGGCUGCUGCAGUGACCCAGGCUGUGGCCCGAUUAGCUCCGUCUUGCACCUUAACCCCCACUCAGACAAUGAUGGUGACCAGCCCGGCUAAGAUACAGGCAGCUACAACCAUGGCAGAGGUGGUCAAUGGAAUAGAGUCUGCCGCUGGGAGGCCAGCGCCGCCUCCUGCUGUGGCCAAAGCCCCGCUGAAGAAAGACAACCAGUGGUUCGACGUUGGCAUCGUCAAGGUUACCAACACGGUGGUCACGCACUACUACCUACCCGACGAAGACGCGGCUGCCGUUGAUGAUGACUCUGGAACGAUCCCGGACUACAGUCAGAUGAGGAAGAUGGAUCUCCAGCCUGGGACGGCCUAUAAAUUCAGAGUGGCUGGGAUCAACACCUGUGGCCGGGGGAACUUCUCAGAGGUCUCGGCCUUCAAGACGUGUCUACCAGGCUUCCCCGGAGCUCCCUGUGCUAUCAAGAUCAGCAAGAGCCCAGACGGGGCCCACCUGACCUGGGAGCCUCCGUCGGUCACAUCUGGUAAGAUCAUUGAGUACUCGGUGUACUUGGCCAUCCAGAGCGCCCAGAGCGGGGAGCAGGCCAAGCCCACCACCACCACCACCCCAGCCCAGCUGGCUUUCAUGCGAGUGUUCUGUGGGCCCAACCCUUCCUGCCUGGUGCAGUCGUCCAGCCUCUCCAACGCACACAUAGACUACACCACCAAGCCUGCCAUCAUCUUCCGUAUCGCAGCCCGCAACGAGAAAGGUUACGGCCCUGCCACGCAGGUCAGGUGGCUCCAAGAGAUUAGUAAAGAUGGCCUUGUAGGUAAACCUACCGUUAAGAGACCAGGUUCCUCACCUGACAUGAAACCUGCUGGUCCGAAGAAGGCCAGAUCAGACCAGUGAGCGGUUACCUUCCUCUCCCCUUGUUGACUGACUGAAUACAACACCUUCCU